This is a messenger RNA of Homalodisca vitripennis (glassy-winged sharpshooter), 920 nucleotides long. RefSeq lists its product as uncharacterized. Bases 399 to 920 code for a protein of 173 amino acids. Lineage: Eukaryota; Metazoa; Arthropoda; Insecta; Hemiptera; Cicadellidae. The transcript has 5 exons. The record is from RefSeq and is a predicted model, not a curated record.
CAAACAAAACAUUAAUUUCUUGUAACUACGUACUCAAAUUCACGUUAAUUUGAGGUUCAAAAUCUAAUAUAGUUAUUUUUUUAAUAUAUCUAAGUAGAAGUAGAUUUUACAAUGUAAUAAUGUUAUUUUUAUACACAGUAUUGUCAUAACAUUUCAUUCAAACAAUUACUGACCAAGCCUAGGUAAGUUAAGUAGUAAAUAAACUGUCUAUUAAACUCGCACAGGCUACUCUUUAACUAAAAGCUCUCGCAUCCAUUCUGAAUAUUUCACACCAUCACUAAAGCUUGCAGUGCACGUCCACCCAAAUCCUUCCGCUUCUGAAUAAACUCUUACUCGAGUCAAACAUUAUUUGGCACGCUCUGAUACACUUCCCGUUUUCAAUGUAGUGAAAGUAUUUGAUGUUUGUGGCUAGAAUGUCAGUGUUCUUCUUCCGCUUGCACAACUUGAGGCGUGAGGAGGAGAACAAGAGACGGCGCAACAAGAGCGGUACGGGAUGCGGCAUGCUUCGGUCCAACUUGACCCUCGCCCCCAGCAGGCUGUUCGAGCGCACCCCCCUCACCCCGUCCGACAGCCUGGACGAGAUUGCUCUCAAGAUACCCAGGGUCAGAGUGGAGUACUAUGUGAACGAGAACACAUUCAAAGAGAGACUACAACUGUACUUUCAUAAAAAAUCAACGCUCCAGCCUUCGAAUUCGUAUUGCCAACCUCCUCUUCAAGUUACUGACAUGUGUCCUGUAUAUCCUGAGAGUGGUCACCGACGACGACCCUAUAAAUGCUGCCUGCUACUGACAUGUGUUCUGUAUAUCCUGAGAGUGGUCACCGAUGACGACCCUAUACAUGCUGCCUGCUACAUGAAACCAUGUGUCCUGUAUAUCCUGAAGAGGUUGGUCACCGACGACGACCCUACAAAUGCUGCCUGA